Xyrauchen texanus (razorback sucker) is the source of this 1148-nucleotide messenger RNA. It is a transcript of the gene csrp1b, whose product is annotated as cysteine and glycine-rich protein 1b. The record is from RefSeq and is a predicted model, not a curated record. Gene Ontology annotation, cellular component: cytoplasm; Z disc; nucleus. The coding region runs from base 279 to 854 and encodes 191 amino acids. The transcript is spliced from 7 exons. Lineage: Eukaryota; Metazoa; Chordata; Actinopteri; Cypriniformes; Catostomidae. Gene Ontology annotation, biological process: sarcomere organization; muscle tissue development. Gene Ontology annotation, molecular function: actinin binding; structural constituent of muscle.
AACCUAACUAACUAACUACUUAACUUAACUUCCUAACUAACUAGCAUUGUUGUUCACUCAUUCACUAUAAUCUAUUUAAUCUCAAUUAAUUACGAGCUCCAUGUGAACAGGCUCAUCUCUGUGCUCUUGUGUUUAGUAUGAGGAGAGAGAGACGAGUCUCUCAUGGUUACUCACAAUGUCAGCAGUCAUCCAAACAAACACCCUUCUCAUCCUCUGUCUCUCGUCUGAACUCUCUGUGAUCAUCUAGACGACCAUCGCAAACACAUUAUCACUGCAGGAUGCCACUUGGAGGGGGAAACAAGUGCGGUUGCUGUCACAAGACGGUGUAUUUUGCAGAGGAAGUCCAGUGUGAGGGGCAAAGCUUCCACAAAUCCUGCUUUCUGUGCAUGGUGUGCAAAAAGAACUUGGACAGUACAACUGUGGCUGUACACCAGGAUGAGAUCUACUGCAAGUCCUGCUAUGGCAAGAAAUAUGGCCCAAAAGGGUAUGGUUUUGGUGGAGGAGCAGGUACUCUGAGCAUGGACACGGGCGAAGCUCUGGGAAUCAAACCGGCUGGACAAACAGCUAAUCGUCCAGCCAGUAACCCCAACCCCUCAAAGUUUGCUCAGAAGCUUGGUGGCUCAGACGUGUGCCCUCGAUGUGGAAAUGCCGUGUAUGCAGCAGAGAAGGUCGUUGGAGGUGGAAACUCGUGGCAUAAGAGCUGCUUCAGAUGUGCAAAGUGUGGCAAGAGUCUGGAGUCCACCACUCUAGCAGAUAAAGAUGGAGAGAUCUACUGUAAAGGGUGCUAUGCAAAGAACUUCGGACCGAAAGGCUUUGGGUUCGGCCAGGGGGCUGGCGCACUUGCCCAUGCCUAAUAGAAUUACAGCUGACAUUGGUGAACCCAGGAGGAACAUAUGGCCAUUCAUCACCUAUAAACAUCACUUUUGCAUAAAUGUUAUACACACAAGUGCUUAUAUUACAUUCAUUUUUGGACUCAAUAUAUACUAAAUGUGACAUCCAAGAUGCAUCUUAAUAUUAUCAGCUAACAUUUACACAUAAUAAUAAAAUGGGGUUAUUUUUCACUUCAUUUGGCAUUUAUUGUUUUUUCUUUUUUUUUUUUUAUCAAAACAUUGCUGUUGAUGUUUGAGCAUCCCAGCCAGCCUAAUAAA